CAGGAAAAUCGGCCCAAAAGUUGUUAUCGUCUCGUUCUUAUUCCUUUCCUUCGUUCAUCUCCCUCUCUCCCUCUCCCUCUCCUUCGCCAUGGGCUGCUUACACACCAAAGGGAGUAAAGAAGGGAGUAAAUACCAAGAAGAAGAGAAUAACGAAGGACCAAAGACGUAUUCAUGGGAUAAGAAAGAGAAAGUGAACCCGGCUGACUUUACAAUCGAGAACAUUAGUAACGAGGAAAUCGGGCGACUUCCCGGCACAAUAAACGGACAGCAGUUUAUCAUUCAGAACUGCCAGUCUUCAAAAAUAUAUCUUUUUGACUUCAUCAACACUAUUACUGUAGAUGACUGCACAGACUGCGUCAUAUUCAUUGGGCCAACAACUGGAAGUGUGUUCCUGAGAGACUGCCAGGACUGUGUUGUGAUGGCUGCUUGUGGACAGUUCAGGACCAGGGAUUGCUGCAAGAUGGAUAUUUUCCUUCUCUGUCAGACACAGCCCAUCAUCGAAGCCUCGGCCAAGAUGAGAUUUGGCUGCUUCCAAGCCUUCUACCCACAACUUAAAGAUCACUUCAAGGGUGCUGGACUGAGCAUCUUUAACAACAACUGGUCCAACAUACAUGAUUUCACACCUGUUGAAGGAGAGACCAACUGGUCCUGUUCAUCCCAGUCAGAUGCCCUGGAACAAGUCUUCAAACUGCCUGAAACAGAGGACCUAAAGAGUGUUGAACUGAUGCUGGGAACUGAGACAAGCGUUGUGCCGUUCACUCUUGGCUCACCAAUGUAUGGGGGACAGGAAGCCACACUUGUUAUUUUCUUCUUUAAUGAAAUCUACCAGCAAAGAGCUAUGGACUUCAUUAGCUCUCUAAAGUCGAAGAUUCAAAGUUGCAGGAUCCAGCAUAGCCGUGAGGUUAAAAUGGAGAUUUCUGAUGCCCAGAGAGUGUUCCAGACAUCUCAGUACAAGAGUGCAAUUAGCCGGGGUCCCAUCAUUGCAUUAUUGUGUCUUGGCAGUGGGAUAUCAGAAGCAUGUAGCAAGAUUGGGCAGGAAUUAAAUGCAGACGCACAGGACCAGGUGGUGUAUGUGACUUCAGACAGCAACACCAGCAACCAGCAGAUCGAUGCUUUCUUUUCCUAUGCCUCAAUGACCCUUUCCAUGUAAGGCUUACAACCAGGAGCUCGUGCAAUAACUCUUGAGAUCUUUUUUAAGUUACAGAUCUGAUUAUGGGAUAAUAACAUUCCAGUUACAUUCCUUAUAAAUUAUUUCAUUAAAGUAUUUUAUUACUUUCUUUUCUGUUUUCCAGUUUUCGUUUUCAUUCUUUAUUUUUAAAAAUAUGUAAUGAGAAUUUUGUACAAAGGAUGGUCAUCAUAAGUAUGCAUUUUGAGUAUACUGUGUACCUACAGAUUUAAUUUAUUUGUAUAUUAUUACAAUAUUUGAUAUUAUUUCAAAUGUACAUUUAGUAUUUACUUUGUAUGAAGUAUGUAUUAGCAGUCAUAAAGAAUUCCAACCCAUAGUGAUGUAAAUCUAGUCAUUCCUGAUUUAAAGACAUUGCUGACUAAAAGAGAUUCAUAUAGAGAAAAAGGUAUUUAGAAAGUUUGAGUUUUCUAAUGUAAUUAAAAAGACACAGUUGUGAUGGGUUUAAGCCUUUGGUUGUGAAACUAAUUAUUAGUAAAGUGAAAGCAAUUAUAAUUAGAACAGUGGCUGUGUUGUGCGGUUGUAGUAAUUGCUUUGUGUUGGAGCUUUGUUGUAUUCAGGAAGUCUAUUAGGAAAGAGUUUCAGAUAUAUUAGAAAAGAAAGAAUAGAGACAGUGAAGAAUGUUCAGAACACCAGCAAUCUGUUUUCUUUUUUCUUAAAACAAGUGAUUAUGGCAUUAGAAUAAAUUAAAAUUUACAAUGAUAAAUGGGGAGAGAAGGACUGUGGUCAUUAUACAUAAAAGUAAACAAGAAAUAUAAAAUCAUGUAUUUGUAUUACACUGUGCUGUAUGAAGAUACUUGAUCAGCUUACAUUUAUUCAGGAGAAUGAUAGUUAGGUAUAAUGUUGUAAGGUUCAUGGCAAAUUAUGUAUAUGUAUUUGAAAUAAUAAUUUCAUGUUCAUUUGGAAAAA
This is a messenger RNA of Penaeus indicus, 2092 nucleotides long. Its product is annotated as protein XRP2-like. The record is from RefSeq and is a predicted model, not a curated record. The coding region runs from base 89 to 1150 and encodes 353 amino acids. Gene Ontology annotation, cellular component: cilium; periciliary membrane compartment. Lineage: Eukaryota; Metazoa; Arthropoda; Malacostraca; Decapoda; Penaeidae. Gene Ontology annotation, biological process: post-Golgi vesicle-mediated transport. Gene Ontology annotation, molecular function: GTPase activator activity. The transcript has 7 exons.